Molecule: messenger RNA, 2507 nt
Organism: Sander lucioperca (pikeperch)
Lineage: Eukaryota; Metazoa; Chordata; Actinopteri; Perciformes; Percidae
Product: chemokine XC receptor 1-like
Exons: 2
Coding region: 217-1245 (342 amino acids)
Biological process (GO): immune response; chemotaxis; G protein-coupled receptor signaling pathway
Cellular component (GO): membrane
Molecular function (GO): chemokine receptor activity
Source: RefSeq, a predicted model, not a curated record
GGGGUGUGGUCCAAAUAAACAGCCACAACCACAAAUCCAGCUAAGCUGAGGACAUUGUAUGGUAAAACAGCUCAGGUUAUAGAACAGAACUAGGAACAGAAAGCACUGCCUGUCACGAUGUUAUGAAAGCUACUUCUUUUUAAGCUGUGAGUAGACAGAAGGCAUCACAUCCAAUAACGUCAGUCCCAUCAAGCAAGAGUAUCCAGUUGAACAGCAAUGAAUAACUCUUUCAAUGACAGCCAAUACGGCCCUGACUAUGACUAUAGCUAUGAGGAUGAAGUCUGUGAAAAAGGUGAGGUGGUCAAGUUUGGAUCCAUUGCCAUUCCCGUGUUCUUCUCUGUUGUGAUCACACUGAGCCUCACAGGAAACAUCCUCGUCCUUGUAAUCCUGGCUUUGUACGAAAACCUCAAGUCUCUUACCAACAUGUUUAUCCUAAACCUGACCAUCUCUGACCUCGUCUUCACCACCGGUCUCCCCUUCUGGGCAAUUUACCACAUCUGGGGAUGGUUGUUUUCAGAAGUCCUCUGCAAAAUUGUGACUUUUGUCUUCUUCACUGGGUUUUACAGCAGCAUACUUUUCCUGACCAUCAUGACCAUCUACAGGUAUCUGGCUGUGGUACACCCUCUGUCUGGCCUGAGCACACUCAAACUCAGUCGCAGCACUGGAGUUUAUAUGUCUUUCUUAUUGUGGAUAGUCAGUAUUGGUGCAGCCAUGCCCUCCCUGCUCUACAGCGCCCUCGUCUCGAUCCCCCACAAAGAUAAACACUCCAUGGGCUGUGAAUACAAAGACCCUGUGUGGAAAAGAAUUGGCAUCUUCCAACAGAACAUUUUUUUCUUGGUCACUUUUGCAGUGAUGGCUUUCUGCUACAUUCGAAUACUGUGGAGAAUCACAAGAACAAGAUCUCACACAAAAAACAGAGCAGUGAAAUUAGUCUUCUGCAUCGUGGCUGUGUUCUUCCUCGGUUGGGUGCCGUACAAUGUGGUCAUUUUUCUAAGUGUUUUGGCUAACAAUGUGAUUCCAUCACUUUAUACCUGUGACGCAAGUAUCAAGCUUGACUAUGCGUUCUAUGUGUGCCGGCUCAUUGCUUUCUCCCACUGCUGCCUGAACCCUGUCUUUUAUGCAUUUGUUGGUGUGAAGUUUAGGAGUCAUUUAAAGUCACUGCUGCAUCGUAGGUUCAUUUGCCAAAGUCCAGACGAAGAACAGCAGGUUAGAAUGCCAACCUUCUCCCGUGGAUCAAUGUACUAGUUGCUGUUUAAGUAUAUAAUUUCCUUGCAUUUGCUGCUGCAUUACUGAAUUUAAAAAUGACUAGUGUAAGCUGCACUCAAUAUUCAAAUCUGAGCUUUUCUGUGUAAUUGCUGUGUGCCUGUGUCUGUGUUAUACAUUUUCACAUAUGUGGUUUGUUACAUUUAUUUACUGGCACUUUAAAAGAAAGUCAUGUAUUUAAUGGGCAUGUAAAAAAUAUUAUUCUUUAGUCGCAGUGGAAGUGGAGCCAUGAUGUUCAUUUAAUGAUACACUCACUUUUGUGAGAGCGAGUUUGCACUUGUGUCAUAUGCUAAAUGUUGGUUUUUCAAAUAUUUAAUUAUGUAAAGGAUUUGUUAACAACCUUUUUGCUGUGAUGCUAGUACAUAAGAUUGUAUAUUAAACAUAGUCUGCCCAAAUUUGAAUCAAUUGAAUUGUCAAUGUCCGCACAUUGGAGAAGGAGCUAUCUGUCACAAUCAAUGAUGAAGAGUGGAAAGAUAUCUGAAGGCACACUAAAUCAAUUUAAGAUUAUACACAAAACGCAUAUAUCCCCCUUCCGUAGACAUCAUUUUACCCAUGUGCCUUAAAUGCAAGACAGAAAUGGGUACUCUAACUCAUUGUCUUUGGUCAUGCCAUGUCGAAACAAUAAGCGAUUGUACUGUAUUCUGUAUGCUGUGAGGAAGAACAUUUUAUUGCAGCAGAUCCUGCCUGAGUGGAUUCCUGCAAAAGUACCAACUGUUAAUGGCUGGCAGAUAGUGUUGUUUGACUUAGUGCCAUUACAGUACCUUACAUCUAUAUUACAUUCAAAAACAGACCAAUUCUAUAAAAUUUGGAAACUCCACCUGAACUACGUAGAACCUGGUGUCUGCCAUCACGCUGCAAGGACCUCUGGUGAUGUGUGUGUAAAUCUGAGCUGGUGUUCUGUGCUUUUGGUUUGUUUGUUUUUUAUUGUUUAGUCUUUUGUACUUUUUUUUUCCUCUCCUGUGGAUUUUAUAAUGUAUCCGUCUUCUACUUGUUGUGAAAGGGAAAACUAAUAAAUAUAUUGCCAAAAAAGAAAUGUCAAGGUUCAAGUGGUUUACAGAUUAGUGUAAAAUUAAACUUGUCAAACAUCGUAAACAUAUUUAAACCUUUAAUGGUCCCACCUAGUAAAAAGCAAUGUAAAGAAGAAGUGCAUCUCAAUGUAAUGCCCAUUAACAGCAAAUUCAUAUGUUCAACAAACUGUAUAGACUUAUAUCUAGUAAAGAGAAAUAAAAGACAUUUUAAUUUCA